Molecule: messenger RNA, 456 nt
Organism: Staurois parvus
Lineage: Eukaryota; Metazoa; Chordata; Amphibia; Anura; Ranidae
Source: the annotation of a GenBank genome assembly
UGUGUCCCUCAGACACAGCGGAUCACAGAUCAUGGAAAGAGCCGAAGAUGUUGGCUCAGUCAUGUGAUCAGCUGUGUUCAAUCACAGCUGAUCACAUGGCACUGAUGAUCAGUGUAGCCCCAGCAGUGCCACCUGUCAGUGUCCAUCAGUGCCUUGUGUCAGUGCUCAUCAGUGCCUCGUGCCAGUGCCCAUCAGUGCCACAUCAAUGCCACAUAUCAGUGCCCAUCUGAGCUGCCUUUCAGUGUCAUCCAUCAGUGCCAGUCAGUGCCACCUUCAUUGCUGCCAAUCAGUGCCAGUCAGUGCCGCCUAUCUGUGUGCAUCAGUGCCACCUACCAGUGCCAGUCAGUGCCGCCUAAUAGUGUCAGUCAGUGCCGCCUAACAGUGCCAUAUAUCAGUGCCAUGUAUCAGUGCUGCCUUUCAGUGCCCAUCAGUGAUGCCUGCCAAUGCCCAUCAGUG